This is a messenger RNA of Tupaia belangeri chinensis (Chinese tree shrew), 6252 nucleotides long. It is a transcript of the gene MIA3, whose product is annotated as MIA SH3 domain ER export factor 3. Lineage: Eukaryota; Metazoa; Chordata; Mammalia; Scandentia; Tupaiidae. Gene Ontology annotation, biological process: vesicle cargo loading; protein secretion; endoplasmic reticulum to Golgi vesicle-mediated transport. The record is from RefSeq and is a predicted model, not a curated record. Gene Ontology annotation, molecular function: protein binding. Bases 19 to 5721 code for a protein of 1900 amino acids. The transcript has 29 exons. Gene Ontology annotation, cellular component: endoplasmic reticulum membrane; endoplasmic reticulum exit site.
UGCUUCCUGGAUACUGAGAUGUUAAUGUACCGGGGCGAGGCUCUAGAAGAUUUCACAGGCCCGGAUUGUCGUUUUGUGAAUUUUAAAAAAGGUGACUCUGUCUACGUUUACUAUAAAUUAGCAGGGGGAUCACCGGAAGUUUGGGCUGGAAGUGUUGGACGUAUUUUUGGAUAUUUUCCAAAGGAUUUAGUUAAGGUAGUCCAUGAAUAUACUAAAGAAGAGCUACAAGUUCCGGCAGAUGAGACAGAUUUUGUUUGUUUUGAUGGGGGAAGAGAUGAUUUUGAUAACUAUAAUGUAGAAGAACUUUUAGGGUUUUUGGAAUUGUACAAUUCUGCCACUGGAGAUUUGGAGAAAUCUCUAGAAAAGACUUCUCAGCACGUGGAAAAACCUCCCGAAAAAUCUAAGGAAAGUGAGCCUGAGCCUGAACCUGAGCCUGAGCCUGAGCCUGAGCCUGAGCCUGAACCUGAGCCAGAGCCUGAACCAGAAGAAGCCAUCUCAGAGGAGAGUGAAAGUACAUUCUCAGAAAACACUAAGGAUCACGAGGAACAAUUGACUGCUCAGAAGAACCAAAUCCAUGCAAACAGUCAAACAGAAAAUACUCAGGGCAAACAGUCUUCAUUUGAACCUUUUGAAGAAAUGCUGCAGGAUAAUUUCAAAGUGCCGGAAAGUGAAAACAAUAAAACUGGCAAUAGUUCUUUGGUCUCACGUGAGCAGGAGAUCAACGCUUACACACUUUUGAAAAAAGAAAUGACUCUGGACUUAAAAACCAAAUUUGGUUCAACUGCCGAUGCACUUGUCUCUGAUGAUGAAACAACCAGGCUUGUUACUUCUUUAGAAGAUGAUUUUGAUGAGGACUUAGAAACUGAGUAUUAUGCAAUUGAUAAGGAAGAAGAGGAGGAUAAGGAAAACUUGGAUGAACUACCAUUAUUAACCUUUAUAGAUGGAGAAGGACCAGAAACUCCAGCAAGUGCUAGAGCUGAGAAAUAUUCAACAGAGAAGGAGCAGAAUCCAAAUGAAGAGAGUAAGGUUGAAGUAACUCUGCCCCCUGGCCUCAAAAAUGAUGAUAAAAAUAUAUUAACAACCUGGGGGGAUACGAUCUUUUCUAUUGUCACAGGAGGUGAAGAUAAAACAGGGAUGAUGGAUUUUGAGAAUUCUAAUUCAGAAGAAGAGAAGGAAGAGGAUGAUACCUUAAUCCCAGAGAGCAAACAGGGGAAACCAUGGCCAAAAUCAGAUUAUGCUGACCCAGAAAAUGCAAAAGAUGAUCUUUCAGUUGUAGACAUCCCUAAAAUAAAUAAUGACCCAGAAAUGGACAUGGAAGUUCACAUUAUAGGAAAAGGGAGGGAAGUUCAGAAAUCAAAGAGGGAUCUGGUGCCAGAGGAGGCGGAAUCAGAGAAGCAAGAAGGGAUUGCUAGGCACAGUUACAGCAGUGACUUCAGCCCUUUGCUUGCUGCUGAGCAAGGUAAAGACACCUUACUUGUAGCCUUGGAUGACAAAGAUGACGUUGAAGGAGCAGCUGUUCUUAUUUCUAAAGAAAUGUUUCACAAAGAAAAGCCUCGAGAGCAGAUUUUGGAUAGUGACUCAGGGAGUGAAUCAGUUCGUAAAGCUGUGGAGAAUCAAAUACAUGAAGAAAAGAUUAAACAGGAGUCCUUAGAAACUGCCCCACUCCUGGGAGACAAUCAGCAUAAUACAUCUGAAGACAGCAUGGAGGAGGUAGAUGUUUCUGUCGGUGGGCCCAAACCACAUAUGCUUUCAGGGGACCAUCAACAUGAAGAACUUAAGGGGAAACACGUUCUUAAAACCCAGGGUCAAUCUAGAUUCUCCUCUCCAGAUGGAAUUGGUCUGCCAAGAGAGCUGGAAGAAGAGGUUCCCGUCCUGGGAGGAAAUCUCUCCUGGCAACAAGAAAGAGAUGUGGCUCCUGCAGCUAAUGAGCAAGUGAAUGAGAAGAUCAGGCUUUCUGAGAACGAGGUCAAAGAGGAGUCCUUAGACACAAAGUUGGUUCAUCACAAGGCAAUGCAGAGCUCACAGGAAAUGGAAAAACUAGAUCAAACUGAUAGCUCUGAAGGACCAGAUUUCCAUGCUGAAAAGCCAGAUGUGGAAGAGGACGAUUAUCCUCCUGAAGAACUACUGGAGGAUGAAAAUGCUGUAAGUGCAAAACAGCAAAAAGAAAAAAUCCCUGGGAUUCAGGACAGGUGGUUAGAUGUUACUCUACAAGUCCCUGAGAGACCAAUUUUAGGAGCCUUAAAUCCUAAUAAAGACACUGAAGAAAACAAACAAGACACUAGUAUGAUUUCGGAGAUAGAAAAAAAAAGUGAAACUGCUGUCAAAGGGGUAGACACAAAAGGCAGGGAACCAGGCAGUAUGGUAGUGGAAAAAGAGCGGAGCCCUCUGCUAGAUAAGAUGGCCCAGAGACCAGCUGAUAGCGAAUUUCCUGGCAAGAAAAAUCCUCAGACUCCAGAGUUAGAUGAAGUGUUUCAGAACAAAGAUUCUGAUUAUCUGAAAAAAGCCAGUCUUGAGGAGCAUGUGAAGACCUCAGGGCUUGCAGAGAAGCCUGUGGGAGAAGAACUCUCAAAAGACAACCAUGAGAAUACAAAGAAAUUCCUGGACACAGAGAGCCAGGUAUCCACUUCUGAAGAACUGGAGGAUGACCUGUUCCACUGGCCUCCACAUCCCAGUGGAGAGCCAGAGCACAGGGAGGACUUGCCUAUCAUAAGCAGCUUCUUCAAAGAAGAGCAGUCUUGGCAGCGGUUCCAGAAGUACUUUGAUGUGCAUGAGCUGGAAGCCAUGCUACAAGAAAUGUCACUCAAGCUGAAGUCAGCACAGCAGGAGAGCCUGCCCUAUAAUGUGGAAAAGGUCCUAGAUAAAGUCUUCCGUGCUUCUGAGUCACACAUUCUGAGUGUAGCCGAGAAAAUGCUCGAUACGCGUGUGACUAAAAAUAGAGAUCUGGGAAUAAAGGAAGAUAAUAUAUUUGAAGAGGCCGCAGUGCUAGAUGACAUUCAAGACCUGAUCUAUUUUGUCAGGUACAAGCACUCCACAGUGGAGACUGCCCCGCUGGUAAUGGCACCACCUCUAGAGGAAAGCUGGGGUGGAACAGCCGAAGAGGUGCAGCCACCACAGGAAGAUCAUUUCCCACCAGAGAGUACUGAAGAUCCUGAUCCUCAGGUUCCUGAAAAUUUCAGCCCCUUGGAUCAGCCCAUCACUAGGGACAUGGUCACCUUGGAAGUGUCACAGAAGCCGAAUACUGAGAAGGACUUAGACCCAGGACUCAUUACAACAGAAGGCUUUGAUGGUGAUGGUGUUGAUGCAAAAAAGCAACCAGAGACAAAUGCAGAAGAGCCAGGAAGUGUUACACCUUUGGAAAAUAUAGUUCUUCUAAUAUAUUCCUUCGUGUUUUAUUUAACUAAGACGUUAGUUGCUACACUGCCUGAUGAUGUUCAGCCUGGGCCUGAUUUUUAUGGACUGCCAUGGAAACCUGUUCUUAUUACAGCCUUCUUGGGAAUCGUUUCAUUUGCCAUUUUCUUCUGGAGAACUAUCCUUGCUGUAAAGAGCAGAGCAUAUCAAGUCACUGAACAGCAAAUUUCUGAGAAGUUGAAGAUUAUCAUGAAAGAAAAUGCAGAGCUUGUACAGAAAUUGUCAAAUUACGAACAGAAGAUCAAGGAAUCAAAGAAACAUGUUCAAGAAACCAAGAAACAAAAUAUAAUUCUCUCUGAUGAAGCAAUUAAGUUUAAGGAUAAAAUAAAAAAUCUUGAAGAAGCUAAUGAAAUUCUGAAUGGCACAGCUAAAAAUCUUCGUGUUAUGUUAGAAUCUGAGAGAGAACAGAACCUCAAGAAUCAGGACUUGAUACUGGAAAAUAAGAAAUCUAUAGAGAAGCUAAAAGAUGUUAUUUCAGUGAAUGCCUCAGAAUUUUCAGAGGUUCAAAUUGCACUUAAUGAAGCUAAGCUUAGUGAAGAGAAGGUGAAGUCUGAAUGCCAUCGGGUUCAAGAAGAAAAUACUAGACUUAAGAAGAAAAAGGCACAGUUGCAGCAAGAAAUUGAAAACUUGAGUAAGUCACAUGCUGAGCUCACUGAGCAAAUCAAAUCAUUUGAGAAAUCUCAGGAAGACUUGGAAAUAGCGCUUACUCACAAAGAUGAUAAUAUUAAUGCUUUGACUAAUUGCAUUACUCAGUUGAAUCGGUUAGAGUGUGAAUCUGAAACUGAGAAUCAAAAUAAAGGAGAAAAUGAGUCAGAUGAAUUAGCCAAUGGAGAAGUGGGAGGUGACCGGAAUGAGAAGAUGAAAAAGCAAAUUAAGCAGAUGAUGGAUGUCUCUCGGACACAGACUGCAAUAUCAGUAGUCGAAGAGGAUCUAAAACUUCUCCAACUUAAGCUGAGAGCCUCAAUGUCUACUAAAUGUAACCUGGAAGACCAAAUAAGGAAGUUAGAAGAUGACCGCAGUUCACUGCAGUCUGCCAAAGCCGGGUUGGAAGACGAAUGCAAAACCCUGAAGCAGAAAGUGGAGAUUCUGAAUGAACUCUAUCAGCAGAAGGAGAUGGCUCUGCAAAAGAAAUUGAGUCAAGAAGAGUAUGAGCGGCAAGAACGAGAGCAGAGGCUGUCAGCAGCGGAUGAAAAGGCGGUUUUGGCUGCAGAAGAAGUAAAAACUUAUAAGCGGAGGAUUGAAGAAAUGGAGGAUGAAUUACAGAAAACAGAGCGCUCAUUUAAAAACCAGAUUGCUGCACAUGAGAAGAAAGCUCAUGAUAACUGGCUCAAAGCUCGUGCUGCAGAAAGAGCUAUAGCUGAAGAGAAAAGGGAAGCUGCCAACUUAAGGCACAAAUUGUUAGAAAUAACUCAAAAGAUGGCAAUGCUGCAAGAAGAACCUGUGAUUGUAAAACCAAUGCCAGGAAGACCAAAUACACAAAACCCUCCACGGAGAGGUCCUCUGAGCCAGAAUGGCUCUUUUGGUCCAUCUCCUGUGAGUGGUGGAGAAUGCUCCCCUCCACCAACAGCAGAGCCACCUGGGAGACCUCACUCUGCUACUCUCAAUCGAAGAGAGAUGCCUAGAAGUGAAUUUGGGUCAGUGGAUGGGCCUCUGCCUCGUCCUAGAUGGUCCUCUGAGGCAUCUGGGAAACACUCUGCCUCUGAUCCAGGCGCUGGUGCUGCUCCCGUGAUGAACAGCAGCUCGAGAAGCUCUUCCCCUAACAAGGCGAUGGACGAGGGCAAGCAAACUGUUCCCCAAGAGUCUGAAGGCCCCUCAGUUCCCUGCAUUACAUCUUUGGCUGAGCAUCCAGUAGCCGUUAAUAUGGUGGCAAAAGGGCCCCCUCCUUUCCCAGGAGUGCCUCUCAUGGGCUCCCCUAUGGGAGGCCCCUUACCACCACCCAUUCGAUAUGGACCGCCGCCUCAGCUCUGUGGACCUUUCGGACCUCGGCCACUUCCUCCAUUUGGUCCUAUUAUGCGUCCACCACUAGGCUUAAGAGAGUAUCCACCAGGAGUUCCACCUGGAAAACGGGACCUGCCUCCUGACCCUCGGGAAUUUUUACCAGGACACACACCAUUUAGACCUUUAGGCCCUCUUGGGCCAAGAGAGUACUUCAUUCCUAGUACUCGAUUACCACCCCCAACCCACGGCCCACAGGAUUACCCUUCAUCACCUGCUGCAAGAGACUCACUGCCUUCAAGUUCUAGAGAUGAGCCUCCACCUGCUUCUCAGAGCAGUAGCCAGGACUGUUCACAGGCUCUGAAACAGAGCCCAUAACUAUGACCUCUGAUGUUUAGUCAGAGAAGAAGGGGACUGCACUGUUGGUUAUGGUAAAGGAAUACAUUGGCUUCAAAUCCAAAAGUUUAUCUUAAAAGGUUGUUUUUAGAACUAAGCUGCCUUGGCAGCAUGCAUUUUUGAGCCAAACAUUUAAAGAAUAUUUUCCCUCCUAAAUAAAAAUCACCUCGUAAGCUAGAGCGUCUUUACAAUUUUGAAAUGUGCAAUAAAGAAUACCUGUGUUUUAGUUAAUGUAGCAUAUGUAAUUGCAAAAUGAUUUGAAUGUCAUGAAGAAUAUGAACAUUUCCUGUGGAAAUGCUUUAAGAACAUGUAUUUCCAUUAUCUUAUUUGAAGUGUACACCAGUUGAAAACAGAGCAAUGGUGUUUAUAAGCUUGAUUUUUUUUUUAAAAAAAAUAUCUGGUCGCAAAGACUGUUACGCUAAAUGUUUACUGAAAAAAUAAUCACUAAACUUUAUCUCCCCUCUUGCUGAAGUUUUGUAGUAAUAGUUCAUAAAAAUUUGUUUAUUCAUACUG